AUGAGCAGUUUGUGUUUGCAGCGGUUGCAAGAAGAGAGAAAGAAGUGGAGGAAAGAUCAUCCCUUUGGGUUUUUCGCUAAGCCAGCUAGAAAUGCUGAUGGUACGAUGAAUUUGCAGAAAUGGGAAGCUGGCAUACCAGGUAAGGAGGGUACGAUUUGGCACAGCGGUGUAUAUCCAAUAACCAUAGAGUAUCCGGACGAAUAUCCGUCGAAACCACCCAAAGUGCGGUUCCCGGCCGGGUUCUACCAUCCCAAUAUCUACCCAAGUGGGACUGUGUGCCUGAGCAUUUUGAAUGAAGACCAGGACUGGAGGCCUGCGAUUACGUUAAAGCAGAUCGUGCUAGGGGUCCAGGACUUGCUGGAUUCCCCCAACCCAAAUUCACCAGCUCAGGAGCCGGCGUGGAAGGCGUUCUCGAGAAACAGAGCAGAGUACGAAAGGAAGGUUGCCGCUCAGGCAAAGCAAUACACAAAGUGA
This is a messenger RNA of Torulaspora globosa, 474 nucleotides long. It is a transcript of the gene UBC9, whose product is annotated as E2 SUMO-conjugating protein UBC9. Lineage: Eukaryota; Fungi; Ascomycota; Saccharomycetes; Saccharomycetales; Saccharomycetaceae. Bases 1 to 474 code for a protein of 157 amino acids. The transcript has a single exon. Gene Ontology annotation, molecular function: SUMO conjugating enzyme activity. Gene Ontology annotation, cellular component: nucleus. Gene Ontology annotation, biological process: protein sumoylation. The record is from RefSeq and is a predicted model, not a curated record.